GCGGCAGUACAAGUGUGAACUUUGUUGCAACAAUUGUGCAAUGUGUGUGUCCUCCCCCGUUUCUUCCGCAUUUUAGUACUUUAUCUCACAUUUGAAGGGUUUACAUUUUAACUGAUAUCCGAAGAGAUUAGCGCGAAAUACCGGGUGCUUUCGAGUGAGACUAGCUAGAUCAGGUGUGGGUGGGGGCGCGAGUAUCGCCUUUAUCUGUUUGCGCCGGUACAGGCGAGAGCACAGUCGCUCCCAGUGCACAUACGAGCAAGGGAACACUACGCAGACAUGGCCUGCAAAGCUUUCGCUACACUGCGCAAUGGCGCUAAAAUGCCCCUCCUGGGAUAUGGGACUUGGCAGGCGCCCCCCGGCCAGCUGGAGGGUCCCCUUGAGGAGGCGCUGCGCGCGGGCUACCGGCACAUCGACACGGCGGCCGCCUACGGCAACGAGGACGUCAUCGGGAAGCUCAUCCAGGAGAACUGGAUCGCGACGGGCAAGCUGAAGCGCGAGGACCUGUUCAUCUGCACCAAACUGCCGCCGUGGGGAAACAGAUCGGGCGGUCCCGCCAAGUGGCUGAAGAGCUCCCUCGAGAAGCUGCGCAUGGACUACGUCGACAUGUACCUGGUGCACAUGCCGUACACCACGAAGGCGUUUGAGAACGACAGCCCCAUCGGCCCGGAUGGCAAAAUGUCAGCCGAGGAAGAUACGGACCACAUCACUGUGUGGAAGGAAAUGGAAAAACUUGUGGAUGCGGGACUAGCAAAAAGCAUUGGACUGUCCAACUUCAACAAAAGACAAAUUCAGAAUAUCCUUGAUGUUUGUCGCAUUAAACCAGCAAACCUUCAGGUUGAACUCCACAUGUACAUGCAGCAACGACCCUUAGUUGAAUACUGCCACGAAAAGGGCAUUGCUGUUACUGCCUAUUCUCCAAUUGGUAGUCCCGGCUCUGACGUCGUGUUUCGGGACAGAUUCGGCGUGAAUAUUACUAUGCCUGAUCUGCUCCGGAACCCCGUGGUUGUGGAGGUGGCCAAGAAAUACAAUAAGACUCCCGGGCAGAUUUUAUUGAAGCAUAUUGUGGAUCGUGGUAUCGUGGCCAUCCCCAAGAGCCUGAGCAAGGAGCGCCUUACGCAGAACAUCAAUAUCUUCGAUUUCAAGCUUGAAGCGGGAGACGUUAAAAAGCUCGACGCACUAGACAACGGCAAAGACGGACGUAUCUUCGACAUGAAGUUUAUUCCCGGAAUAACGAACGAACACCCGAAGUACCCCUUCAACGAGUAUCCUUAACGACAACGAAGAAAACUGAAAACAACAUGCAUUAUGCUCUCUGUGAUUAUUAUUGAAAAUAUAUCGCUACGUCUGCCAAUGUACAAAAAAAUCCAAAAAUAAAAAGUACAAAUUUUUCGUGCAGAAA
This is a messenger RNA of Frankliniella occidentalis (western flower thrips), 1399 nucleotides long. Its product is annotated as aldo-keto reductase family 1 member A1. Bases 277 to 1272 code for a protein of 331 amino acids. The record is from RefSeq and is a predicted model, not a curated record. The transcript has 6 exons. Gene Ontology annotation, cellular component: cytosol. Gene Ontology annotation, molecular function: aldose reductase (NADPH) activity. Lineage: Eukaryota; Metazoa; Arthropoda; Insecta; Thysanoptera; Thripidae.